AUCAUGGUGAACAGGUGCCCGAGCAGGAGGAGAAGCAAGGAUGCCCCGCGCCCGGCCGCCUGGUCCUCGCCCGGCCGCCUGGUCCUCGCCGACCUCCGAGGCCGCGCCCGCGCGAAGCGCCGCCUCCGCCGGGAGAGGACGACGACGGUGCCAUGGAGCUCCUUCCCCACAACCACGCAUUGGUAGAGGAGCUCCGUCUCCGUCAUCGUAUCUGGACGUUGAUCUGGCAGCAGCCACAGCCUUGGAGUUCUCCUCGAGCGCCCGAAACACUAGCCCACCUCCACCCAUGGCGACCCCCUCUCUUUCACCUCCACCCAUGGCAACCCUGCUGUGGGAGAUCUCAAGUCUCCUCCCCAACAACAAGAAUAGGAACAGGAGCCUCUUCUCGACCAGGAUAUGAAUCCCUCCUCCCUUUCUCUUCUCCCUUGGUAUUCUCGCCAUCUGAUUUGUGCGAUCUGUGCAGUUGCCGAUCUCUUCUGGUUGCUUGUGUGAAAGGGUUUAAUUUGGCCCCCCCCUGUUUUCUACCAAGGAAGAGCCGGGUGUCACUGCCAUAUUGCCGACCCGCACCUGACGUUGCAAAGCGCUUCCAUAGUGAAGAAAGAAAGUGCAAACAUCGCCAUGCAAAGGACUAUUUGUAAAAAAAGGAGUUAAAUAUAUAUAACCCCCUGAACUCCCAGAUUUGGAGUACAUCACCCCUGCACUCAAUUUUGGCUCACUUAACCCCCUAAAUCUGCACAAACCGGGCAAAGCACCCCCUGACGAGUGACGACUCUCCUUGUGGUUUGGGACGGCUGUUUUGCGGACAUGGAAAGGGGCCGGUGCCAUGUAUGCUUGGACCUUGUAUAAUCUUAUAAAUAUGAUGGAUAUUGUUGUUUUGUA
Molecule: messenger RNA, 879 nt
Organism: Hordeum vulgare subsp. vulgare (domesticated barley)
Lineage: Eukaryota; Viridiplantae; Streptophyta; Magnoliopsida; Poales; Poaceae
Exons: 4
Coding region: 153-638 (161 amino acids)
Source: RefSeq, a predicted model, not a curated record